Molecule: messenger RNA, 4350 nt
Organism: Pantherophis guttatus
Lineage: Eukaryota; Metazoa; Chordata; Lepidosauria; Squamata; Colubridae
Source: RefSeq, a predicted model, not a curated record
AUGCAGGAUGUUGUACGCCCGAAGGUAAAAACAAGCCCGUCGGUGGAGGAAAGUGAGCAGGCUGAAGGGGAAGAGGCUCGAGGAGCUGCUGGGGGUGUAGUUGAAGGAGUACAGACCCGCGCUGCAAAGGCUGCUGCUUUAGCGGAGGCAGAGGCAAGGGCUAGAGCUGCUGAGGCAGAAUUGGUGGCUCCCUUGAGGCAGAUUGAUCAGCCAGUUGUGAAUGCCCAAGGUGACGUGGCGAUACAUCCUAUGUUUCAAUACGUACCAUUUUCUACUACUGAUUUGUUAAAUUGGAAACAACAUUAUGGACCCCUUUCUGCUAAACCUACUGAGAUGGCGGACCUUUUUCAAACCAUUAUGCAGACCCAUAACCCUACGUGGAAUGAUAUACAACAGUUACUGAAUGUCUUACUAACCCCUGAGGAAAAGGAAAAAUGGAAGUUGGCCAUGAGGAAGGGAGUUAGGGAAGCGUUCCAAGGUGAUGCUGAUUUUGCUAGGGAGUUACCAUUACGAGUGCCAGAGGUGGAUCCAGGGUGGAACCCUCGGGUGCCCGAUGAUUUCACUCGUUUAGCAGAGUACAGGAAUGUGGUAGUAAGAGCUUUGAGAGUGGCAGGGAGACCCCCAGUAAAUAUGUCUAAACCCUCGUUAAUAACACAGGGGGCGGAUGAGAGUCCUGAGAGUUUCUUGCAGAGGUUAGUUGAGGCCUAUGAGUUGUACACACAGGUGGACCCUAGGUUGCCAGAGAAUGUAAGGAUUUUGAAUGAAAGGUUUAUAGCUCAGAGUCAUGACGAUAUUAGACGGAAAUUGCAGAAACAGGAAGGAGCUUUAGGGAAGAAUACGAGUGAGUUGUUGGAGAUAGCGAGGAAAGUGUAUGUUAAUAGAGAUAAGGUGGAGAAGAAGGAAAAGGAGGAGCAGGCUAGAGUUAAAAUGCAGAAGAAGGCCGAGUUAUUAGCGGUGGCUUUGCAAGGAGGAGUGUCCUUGGGACCGAACCAGUGCGCCUAUUGUAAAGGAACCAAAUUAGAGCAUGAGUUCCUCUAUAUUCCUGAGUGUCCGCUCCCAUUACUGGGCAGGGAUCUGCUUGGUAAAUUAGGAGCAACUAUUUCUUUUGAUGCAGGAAAACAGAGAGUGACAGUCAGACAUUCUCCGGAGGAGAUGUGGCGAUUGAUGGUAGUUAGGCAAAUAAAGGAAGAGGUUAGAGAUGAUGCAUGGCAGGAGUUUGAUGUACCAAGAUUGUGGGCUGAAGAUAAUCCUCCGGGAUUUGCAGCUCAUCAUCUUCCGGUAGUGGUGGAACUGAAAUCAGGCGCUGUCCCUGUACGUAUAGGUCAGCGACCUGUGUCUAGGGAAGCAGUUUGUGCUGUAUAUGAUAGUAUCCAGAGAUAUCUUGAGGCAGGAGUGUUGGUACCUAUUCAGUCUCCAUGGAACACCCCAAUAAUUCCAAUUAAGAAGGCAGAUGGCUCCUUUAGGCCCGUACAGGAUCUGCGCCCUGUAAACUGCCUGACAGUGACCUUGCACCCCUCUGUGUCGAACCCCUAUACUCUACUUAGUUUAAUUCCACCCCGAGCUGCUUGGUUUUCCGUUAUAGACUUGAAAGAUGCUUUCUUUACGAUACCUAUUCAUCCAGUUAGUCAGCCUUUGUUUGCCUUUGAGUGGGAACACCCCAGAAAUGGAACUAAAUCUCAAUAUACAUGGACUAGACUUCCUCAAGGAUUUAAAAACUCCCCUACCUUGUUUGGAACAGCUUUAGCCAAAGAUUUGCAAUACUGUGCCAUGCCAACAGGGAGAUACUAUCUUGCAUAUGUAGAUGAUGUGCUUGUAACAGGACAGGAUGAAAAUACUUGUUGGGAAAACACCAAGGCAUUAUUAGAACUGUUGUUGAAAUGUGGAUAUAGAGUUUCCCGGAAAAAGGCCCAGUUGGUGCAACGGCAUGUGAGGUAUUUAGGGUACGAUAUUGAACGAGGACAAAGAGCGCUGGGGCCAGAGAGAAAACAAGCAAUUUUGGCUCUAGCAGAGCCAAAGACGAAGAGACAGCUGCGAAGCUUCCUGGGAUUAGCAAGCUUUUGUCGGAUUUGGAUUCCAAAUUUUGCUUUAAUGGCCGCCCCUUUGAAUGUUGCAACAAGGGGGGCGAACAUUGAGCCGUUGGAAUGGGGAGGAGAACAAAAGAAAGCAUUCCGAGACAUUAAGGAAGCUUUGACACAAGCUCCUGCAUUAGCUUUGCCAAAUUUGCAGAAGCCUUUCAAUUUAUAUGUAGAUACUAACAAAAAUAUCACUUUGGGGGUAUUGACCCAACCGCUUGGGAGUUGGCAGCAACCGGUGGCUUAUCUUUCUAAACAACUAGAUGGAGUUGCAAAGGGCUGGCCUCAUUGUCUCAAAGUGUUAGCUGCUAUUGCGGAACUAAUACAAGAUUGUAAUAAGCUUACUUUUUCUUGUCCUAUAAAUGUGCACACUCCUCAUGCAGUGCAAUCAGUGUUAGACGCAAAAGGACAUCUGUGGAUAAGUGGACAACGGUUGGCAAAAUAUCAAGCUAUUAUGAUCGAGAACCCUCAGGUGCGACUAGUUGUUUCAAAUAGAUUGAAUCCGGCUACUCUAUUACCAACUGAGGCAGAGCCGGUGCAUGAUUGUUUGCAAGUGCUUGAGAAAGUGUAUGCUAGUCAAGCUGAUUUAACUGAUAUCCCUUUGCCAGAUGCCCAGCUUAACUGGUAUACAGAUGGAUCUAGUUACAUGAUAGAAGGAAAUAGAGUGUCUGGAUAUGCAAUAGUGGAUGAUGACAGGGUGGUAGAGUGUGGUCCUUUGGGAAAAGGACAUAGUGCGCAAGUAGCGGAGUUGUGGGCCUUAAUAAGAGCAUUGGAACUGGCAUCGGACGAAACUUUAAAUGUGUGGACUGACAGCAAAUAUGCUUUUCUAACUUUGCAUGCUCAUGGAGCAGUGUAUAAAGAAAGAGGAUUUAGAGAUUCAGCUGGAAAAUACAUUUUACAUGGGCAUUUGAUAAGUCGUUUACUUGAUGCUGUACAGAGGCCAAAGAAAGUGGCAGUGAUGCAUUGUAGAGGACACCAAAGAGGAGAUGAUAGGAUAACCAUGGGAAAUAGGGCGGCAGACUUAGAAGCAAGGGAAGCGGCCAAGCGCCACGGGCCAACCCCCGAUUUAUCAAUAUGUGUAGCCAUGGAUAUGGGAGUGAUACCACCUGAAAUAAAACCUACCUAUACACAGCAAGAGAGUGUAAAAGCAGUAACUGAUUUACAGGCUAUGGUGGAAAGUGGAUGGUAUGUGUUACCAGACCAGAGAGUGUAUGUGCCGUCGUCUGUAGCCUGGACUUUGGCACAAUUAGCCCAUGGAACUACUCAUAUGGGAAAAACAGCUCUGGAAGCUGCUUUAAAAAGAGAUUAUUACAUUGAUGGCCUAACUGGUAUUGCUGCGGGGGUGGUGUCCAGGUGCAUUACCUGUGCAAAAGUUAAUCCUAGACAAGGACCCUUAUUGCCCCCCGGAGCAAUACCACGUGCAUACAUUCCUAUGGAUUACAUCAUGAUUGAUUUUACUGACAUGCCAAGAUGUGGACUGUUUAAGGCUAUGUUGGUUAUUGUGGAUAUGUAUACUGGAUGGCCAGAGGCAUUUCCUACGAAAACUAAACAGGCGAGAGAAGUGGCACGGCUAUUGCUUAAAGAGAUUAUACCCAGGUUCGGGAUGCCUACCAAUAUUUCCUCUGAUAAUGGUCCUGAGUUUGUUCAUCAUGUUAAUCAGGCAGUAACUCAAGCUGUAGGGAUUCGGUGGAGAUUUCACAGUUCUUUUCAUCCACAAUCAGGAAGCGCUAUUGAGAGAUUGAAUAGAACCCUGAAAGAAAGAAUUACUAAGAUUUGUACUGAAAGUCAUUUGAAAUGGCCUGAUGCUUUACCACUAGCUUUGUAUGCAAUUCGAAGCUCUCCAAGAGGACAACACAAGUUGUCUCCCUAUGAAUUGAUGUUUGGGCGACCUCCAAACCUUUUGCGGCGACAUCUAGCGGGAUGGCCGGAUUUGGGCCAUAAGGGGGGUGUUUGGAGUAUGGAAAUGGUGCAGGAGCUAAGUAAACAGGUUGAAAGAUUACAACAAUAUGUGAUGGAACAGGUACCCCCCAGACUGGUAACUCGCUGUCAUCCCUUUAAACCUGGAGAUCGAGUGUGAGUUAAACAUUGGAAGAAAGAACAGCUAGAGGGGAGAUGGAAGGGACCUUUCACCAUUGUCAUGUCUUCCCCUCUCGCUGUUAAGAUUGCAGAAUCCAAAUCAUGGAUCCAUUGGACACGGGUAAAAGCGGCAGCAGACAAGAGCUGGAGAGUGUCCAUGGACCCGAAAAAUCCAACCAAGCUUACCUUUAGACGCAACUAA